Messenger RNA from Capsella rubella, 1122 nucleotides. RefSeq names its product putative F-box protein At1g58090. The transcript has a single exon. NCBI's taxonomy places the organism in Eukaryota, Viridiplantae, Streptophyta, Magnoliopsida, Brassicales, Brassicaceae. The record is from RefSeq and is a predicted model, not a curated record. The coding region runs from base 1 to 1122 and encodes 373 amino acids. Gene Ontology annotation, molecular function: protein binding.
AUGUCGUCGCCAAGAAAGCUUCCAUUAGAUCUUGAAGAAGAGAUACUCGUGCGAGUUCCACCUCGAUCUCUCGUUCGCUUCAGAACCGUUUGCAAAACAUGGAACACUCUUCUCAACAACAAGAGAUUCGCCAACAAACAGUUGCCUUUCGCUCGACCAGAGUUCAUGUUACAUACCGAUCAUAGAACUUAUUCCGUAAGCGUCAAUCUCAAUAACGAAGAUCCAACAACGAAAGUGCGUAACUUCUACUUCGACUUUACCAAGAUUUAUGGGACUGAUCAUCAUACUUAUGACGACUGUGGUAACUCUGAUGGGUACUUCUUCUUAUAUCAACCCUAUGAAUUCAGACCAUGUGGUGUGGUGUGGAACCCUUUCUUUAGACAGGUUAGAUGGAUUCAGACCAUGGUUUUCUCUUUUAACUUAUGUGGCAUGGUCUACAAUGGUAAUGGACCAGACAAGAGUUAUAACAAGAUUGUUGGGACUAGUUAUUGUUUUGAGGAUGAUCACCAGGGAAUUAUCAUGUUUGAUUUUGAAACCAAUGCGUGGAAGUCUAUUGAUCAUGCCGGGUACGUAGCAAAGCACACCAGAGAACAGUCGUUACGCUAUAAUAAUGUGUCCCUGAAUGGAAAUUUGUACUGGACAGCUUAUAAUCUUGAAACCGGUCGGUACUUCAUCCGUUUCCUCGAUCUUUUGGAAGAGAGAGUCAAGCCCUUUUGUGUCCUACCUUGUAAGAAGAGAAAUUAUUCUCAUUCUCAUGUCCUUGCGAUUUACAAGGGAGAUCGGUUUUCGUUGUUAGAGCAUUGCAAAGAAACGAGCAAGAGUAAGAUUUGGGUGACAAAGAAUAAGAUUAGCAGUAGGGGUGAUGGAGACGAUGUGGUUUGGAUCAAGUUCAUGACUAUCUCAAGACCUAGCUAUCCAAGGUUUUAUCACAAGUUUUCAAGAUACAUGGUCGAGGAUAAUAUAUAUGGAAAGACCUUCAUCAUGUGUUGUAGCAACAAUAGAAAUGGACAAGCUUACGUCUAUAUUGUGAGGGGAGGUAAGUGCAAAAAGAUUAAAAUAGAUGAAGUGCCUACUCAGUCAGGUUGCUCUUUUCAUGUCCCAAGUCUGAUCCCCUUCACUUGA